GAAAAAUACAUAUAAACGAUUUGUUGAUAUAUUCUGCGAUUUAUAUUUAACCAUUUUGCGUAAAUUGUUUUGAUCGUGUGUAUAUGUGGUCAAUACAUGUAAUAUACCGCGAAACAGCAGUGAAGUCAAAAUGUGUUGAGAUGGUAGUCGCUUAUGCCGGGUAAACACGGAGCUCGCGAUGAAACGUCAAUGCAUAGUGCCGAGCUGUUUUCCUUCUUAGAAUUUAUUUUACAAAUGACACGGAACAAUGACGAGCUCGAGAAUCCAAAUAAUAAAAUACUUUAUAUUUCUGUCGAUCUUCCUAUUAGCACAGAGUGCAGUAUGCGAUGGAAACUUUAGGGUAAAUAGGACUGUACCUGAUGGAACUGUAAAAAAAGAUAACGCACAUAAUUCGUUAGAGAAACAAAAAGUACCGCAACAACAUGCAACAACGAUUGAUGAGGGUAAUAAAACGGUAAACGAUACGACCUUAAAAGCAGACGUUAAUAAAACUAAUACACAAGUCACAGGAUCGCGAAAAGAGCAUGUGGGCGAGGGACAUACAACUUCUUUAAAUGUUGGAGCUCUGAAGCGUGGAUUUUAUGUGUUUGUGGGCCUAAGUGUUCUUGUCAUGGCCUAUAUCGUGUUCCGUAGCUUUAGAUUAAGUAAAACACGUGCCCAAAUGGUCAGAAAGUAUGGUGUUCUUACACACAGACAAGAUGUUGAAAUGAGACCAUUACCGUUAAGCGAAGAAGAUGAUGAGGAUACUACUGUUUUUGAUGCCAGUAAUGUUAUGACAAAUAAUGUUCAACAUCAAAAUUUAUGAAGUAAAUCAGCAUAGAGUAUGCUGAUCAUACUAUCGUGUAAAUUUUUAUUUGUACAAGAAACUUUCUUCAGAAUUGAUGGUAUUUAAAAAGUCAAAGUGUACAUCACCUU
Messenger RNA from Osmia lignaria (orchard mason bee), 915 nucleotides. RefSeq lists its product as uncharacterized. The record is from RefSeq and is a predicted model, not a curated record. Lineage: Eukaryota; Metazoa; Arthropoda; Insecta; Hymenoptera; Megachilidae.